AUGUUAAAUAAUUGAAUUUUUCAGAUAUGGACAGCAUAUUCAGUGACGAUGAAGAGUUUGAUACAUUCCGCGAUCAAUUAUACGUUGGAAAAUCUGAUAAUCAGGACGAAAAGCUGGUUCCGAUGUUUGGGAUCUAUACCUUGAUCAAAAGCGAUAAAGCGAAACCAAGACAAGAUUUGUUCCUGAGAAACUUUGUACCACCAUCUUCAAAUGAAUUGGAUCCCUAUGAAGAUGGAACAUUUGAGCAUAAAAAACCAAUUCCCGAGAAGGUUGUACAGUGCACCAAUUUUUCAUAUUUCGGAAUGAAUCAAAGCAGGUUCAAAAUUGAUGAUACUACGACAUCGUUGUGUGACCAUGCCAUUGAACGAAAAAAGCUUCUGGAGAAGUUGAGAAGAAUGGAUGAAGAAACCGCGGAACAAGAUGCAGAAGAUGAAAAGGAAAACGAUGAGAACAAAGAGCCAGAAAGCCCGAAUCGAACACUUCGAAAAACAAAAGUGGACACGCCUCGUCCGAAAACAGCACAAUUGAAAAGAAAAAGAAUCAUUAUGAGCAGUGAUGAUGACUCAGAAGACGAAUUCUCAAUGCGAAGCUCUCCUCGGAAGAAGCGAGUUUCACCGGAAAUAUAAUUCAUUGCCAACUUAUCGAAAUUAUUUUCUUUAAAUUUUAAACUUGAAACUCCACGCGGUAGAAUUGUACAUCAGGGCUGUGCGGCAACCGAGAUUUUCGGCAACCGACAAUUGCCGAAGUUGCCGAACCCAAAAAUUUUCGGCAACCGGCAAUUGCCGAAGUUGCCGAACGCUGAAAUUUUCGGCAACCGGCAACUUGGUUUUUUUUUUUGUGUGGUCCUGUGAUACAAAAAAUACUACUUUUGUUGCUUAAAUACUACCUUUUCAAAUAUUUUGAAUAAGAAGUCAAUAACACAA
This is a messenger RNA of Caenorhabditis elegans, 923 nucleotides long. RefSeq names its product TFIIIC_sub6 domain-containing protein (gene T22C1.5). NCBI's taxonomy places the organism in Eukaryota, Metazoa, Nematoda, Chromadorea, Rhabditida, Rhabditidae. The coding region runs from base 27 to 626 and encodes 199 amino acids. The record is from RefSeq and is marked reviewed. The transcript has 4 exons.